Messenger RNA from Chrysochloris asiatica (Cape golden mole), 1053 nucleotides. RefSeq names its product phosphoglycerate mutase 1 (brain) (gene PGAM1). The coding region runs from base 80 to 844 and encodes 254 amino acids. Gene Ontology annotation, molecular function: intramolecular phosphotransferase activity. The transcript has 4 exons. NCBI's taxonomy places the organism in Eukaryota, Metazoa, Chordata, Mammalia, Afrosoricida, Chrysochloridae. The record is from RefSeq and is a predicted model, not a curated record. Gene Ontology annotation, biological process: glycolytic process.
GCAGGCGCGAUCGGGGGGCGGGCUACGAUUCCGGAAUCUCCGUGAACCCCAGUCAUCUCGGUAUCCCGAGCCUACCGCCAUGGCCGCCUACCAGCUAGUGCUCAUCCGCCAUGGCGAGAGCGCCUGGAACCUGGAGAACCGCUUCAGCGGCUGGUACGAUGCUGACCUGAGCCCAGCGGGGCAUGAAGAGGCGAAGCGCGGAGGACAGGCGCUGCGAGAUGCUGGCUAUGAGUUUGACAUCUGCUUCACCUCAGUGCAGAAGAGAGCAAUCCGGACCCUCUGGACAGUUCUGGAUGCAAUCGACCAGAUGUGGCUGCCAGUAGUGAGGACUUGGCGCCUCAAUGAGCGGCACUAUGGGGGUCUGACUGGCCUCAAUAAAGCAGAAACUGCUGCCAAACAUGGCGAGGCCCAGGUAAAGAUCUGGAGGCGUUCCUAUGAUGUCCCACCACCACCGAUGGAGCCGGACCACCCCUUCUACAGCAACAUCAGUAAGGAUCGAAGGUAUGCAGACCUCACUGAAGAUCAGCUGCCAUCCUGUGAGAGUCUCAAGGAUACUAUUGCCAGAGCUCUCCCCUUUUGGAAUGAAGAAAUAGUUCCUCAGAUCAAGGAGGGGAAACGCGUCCUGAUUGCAGCCCAUGGCAAUAGCCUUCGGGGCAUUGUCAAACAUUUGGAAGGUCUCUCUGAAGAGGCUAUCAUGGAGUUGAACCUGCCCACUGGUAUUCCCAUUGUCUAUGAGUUGGACAAGAAUUUGAAGCCCAUCAAGGCCAUGCAGUUCCUGGGGGAUGAAGAGACCGUGCGUAAAGCCAUGGAAGCUGUGGCUGCCCAGGGCAAAGUCAAGAAAUGAAGGCACGCAGGCUGGCUCCUGUACCCAGGAGCGCCCUCCCUGCCCGUCCCCUUCCUCUGCACUGCUCCCGGCACAUGUCACACUGACCACUUCUGUAGGCAUCUUCCGUUGUAGCUGCAGGUGGGGGGCUGCGGGCUCCCAUUUCAGUCAUUUUGUCUCCUGCACCCUCUCCCUUCAUACAGACUAGUCUGAAUGACACCUCUGGGGCA